AUGCCGAGAUUAUUAAGAGUGCUACUACUUACCCUGUCAUGGCAAUACCUGGUCCAUGCUCAAACGAGCAACAUUCCCUAUUACAGUGGAGAACCCAAUUUUCUGUUUAUUGGGAACAGUUACACGGCACAGAAUUCCCUUCCCAACACAUUCCAGAGUGUCGUACAAGAUGGGAUCCCCGAAUGGACCGACACGAUCCAAGUCACAAGCUACAAUCCGGGUGGUCAAAAACUAUACGGCCAUUUGGACCAAGCCGAAACAGAAGGGUCUCCGCUCCGUGGAUAUCUCAUUACCCGACCACUGGCAUGGAAAUGGGUCACUCUGCAAGAUCAAAGCCAGCUGCCCGGUUUUUUUGAAUGGGACUGGGAAGGCACGGAGUUUUAUCGAUCGUUCACGGCCGCCCAAGCACUGGAUGAUUACGUCGAAGCAACCGGUGCGCAGACCAUGUUCUACAUGACAUGGGGGCGACAUGGGGGAGACAAGAGCAAUCCCGACUAUUAUCCCGAUUUCUUGACCAUGCAAGGAAAAUUAACCGAGGGGUACAUGAGAUAUGUGGCGGCAUCGUCCACACCCGAACGACCCACAUAUGCGGCACCUGUCGGGUUGGUCUUUCAGACCAUUUACAACGAUCAUGUAGCGGAAGGAAUUACUCCCGAGGAACGGAAUCCCGAUACGCUCUUUUCGUCGCUCUAUACAGGAGAUGGAUCACAUCCGUCUCCCAGAGGAACCUAUGUGGCUGCCUUGACAAUCUACUCGAGCAUGACGGGAUUGGAUCCAAACCUCAUUAUGUGGUGGCCCAGUAGUUUGGAUGAGGAAACUGCCAAGACAUUGCAAGAUGCAGUUGGUAGAACCGUGUUGGAAACCUUUGAAUCUGGAUUCAUUACGUUUCCGUGGACCACCUCUUGGACCGGUUCCACGGCAUCGUCACAGCCAGCUCCCACAACACCCAGUCCUACUGGAGCACCAAGCACUACCCCAAGCACCCGUCCGAGUACCAUCCCCAGUGCCAUCCCCAGUGUGGUGCCCAGCACAAGUCCAAGUGUUAUUCCUAGUGCCAUUCCCAGUGUCAUUCCGAGUAUGUCACCAAGCAUUAGCCCCAGUUCCUUUCCCACCGGGAUCGCUCCAUCGACUCCUCGGCCGUCCGUAUCCACGCCAUCACCAACUACGCCUCAGCCGACGCCAUUACCUACUAUGGAUCCAACGGCUGCCGCCACAACACCGGCACCUUCGGCGGGGAUUACGGCAGCGGCAACAACGCCAAAUCCAACAGUGUUGACGACACCCAAUCCAACUGGAGUUUCUUCUCUGACCAGAGGUGCCUUGACCAUUGAAAUUCAAUACGAUCAAUACCCACAAGACAUUGCCUGGACGGUACUCAACCAAGAUACCAAAGUAGCAGAGUACUUUCAACGGUAUGGGGAUGUCACCACACCCUUUUCCAAUCAAUCCAUUACAUUUGAUAAUUUGGAUCCAAAUGUGACGGCAUAUCUAUUCAAGAUCUCCGACCAGGCACGGGAUGGAUUCUGUUGCGUGCAUGGAGAUGGGUACGUGAGAAUCAUUGACAACAAUAGCAUUGGACGAUCUUCAGCAGUGCUCUACAGUCUCGAUAUCUACAUGGGUGCCUAUUAUGAGGUGGACAUUAGCAUUAAUGGCAGCAACUUUGGACAAGCCAAGGUGAUCGGAAAGGCACGCGAUUAUGAGCCAUCGACGUGGCCCGAUUUGGAAAAUGAAAUCUGGGCGCCGGCAGUCGACAAUACAAAUCAAUGGCCGGGAGACUUGCCCAAUACAACUUGGAGUUUGGUGGUCAACAUUGCCUUGAACAGCAGCAACAGUGGUAACAGUCCACAAGAUUGGGGGGCAUGGGAACUCUACAAGAAAAGUCGCAAUGACACAAUUCUUUCCGAUGGCAAUGAUGACAAUGAUUGGGAGCUACUUGGGACAUGGAAUAGUAGUACAGCUGGCAGUUCAGGAACGCUGAACUCGACCGACUUCUCCGGCCUGCAGCGCGGGUUGUAUCGGUUUCGAGUGACGGACGGCAGCAGCAUGGCUUCCAACGUUGGUUGGGUCACGCUGACCGGGCCUAUCGCCAGGACGCAAGACUUCGGGUUGGUAUGGGGAAACAACGGUGAUCUCUAUCAAGGAGAAGGACAAAUUGAAGUCAUGGUCAACUUGGACAAGAACGGCUACUUUGCUCAAGUCCAAUGGGAAAAGAACGAAUGGCAUAGAACAUAUGCACCCUCAAUGGCACCUUCCGCCGCACCCAGUUCCGUCGUUGCCCAAACCGCACGGAUUUCUUCGACGCCAGCCACGCCAAGACCUACCCAUGCCGGUCCCAUCCAGACAGCCGACUACGUCCCAAUUUCUUCAACAGAACCGAGGGAGUUUAUUGGUGGGACACCAAGUCCUACAUCGUCAUCCUCGAGAGCACAAUCCGUGUUUCUUGCACUGCUGGGGUUUGCAAGCGGUUGUCUCGUCUUGGUGUGA
Molecule: messenger RNA, 2484 nt
Organism: Seminavis robusta
Lineage: Eukaryota; Bacillariophyta; Bacillariophyceae; Naviculales; Naviculaceae
Source: the annotation of a GenBank genome assembly